AUGGCCUACCACCUUGUCCUCCUGGCUCUACUCGCGUGCACCGUCCUGGCUCACAAUCCUGCAGACGGCAGCCGCGACCAAGUUUUCAAUGAAAUCGCUCCGAGCAACGCAACCGGCCGUGCACUGCACUCUUCGUAUUACAGGUCUCCGCUGGAGCUGGGCCUGAUGGCCAGCGCGGUGUCUGCUCUGCUGCUGCUGCCGCCGUGGGAGAAGAAGAGCAACCGGGCACUGGGGAACGGGCUGGCCGGCCUGAGCGAGUUCGUCAUGACGCGCGUGGACAAGGGCCUCGAGAAGUUCCCCAGCAUUCCGAGCCUGGACCCGCAGGAGUGCAUGAAGCGAAGCGUCUGUGAGGCACACAACCAGCCCAACAAGUACGGACUCCUAGGCCUCGCCCUGCAGCUGCUGUACCCGCCGUACUCUGCACCGGACGAGCCGACGACAGUGGUGUCCAAGUACCAGCUCGCGGCUCGCUAUGGACGCCAGGAGGACGCGGACUGCUCGCGCCAGUACGACGGCUGCAUCGUUUCUCCACUCGAGAUCAUUCAGACGAUCGUCGGAUACUUCCUGCGAUAGUCCAAAGAAACUGGACUUCAUGACCUGGGCCACUUCACACUCGCAAAGUGUUUCACGCUGCUGCCGAGGAAAUCAAACGUCGCUCUCUCUUUUUUUUCUUUCUUUUUCCUCGACGUUUACGCGCCUGUCAGUACAUUUUUUCUCGGCCGUAGUGGCCUUCAGUCUAGACAAAGUAUUUUGAUCGAAACAAAGCUUUAAAGGGUAAAGUUUGGAUCACAUAAGUAUUUCACUAUGCGUAACUCAACGGGCUCUGACUGCAGUAUUUCACGGAAUAGAUGGCAUCUGCGGGAUAGAUUACCGUGAAUACGCGUAUGUCAUCUAGCAACUCUCAACAACAAACAUAACAUGGAAGUUGGUUGUUUAUGAACUUUGACGUUCGCUUGCGCAGUACAGAGCCGCACCUCGCGACACUGACAAGGUGGCCGAAAGGCGACCCUCAACUUCCGCAACGUCAUUGCAGACCGUCCUAGUCGACAUUUUGCAGCUCUGCGUGACCACUUACAAUUUGGUGGCUGCUUGCGAGUGCGCGCCCGCGGCGAACGCGUGAAAAGUGCGUAAGCCUCAAGUCAUCGCCACCAGGUGACAUGCAUGUAGGAAAGUGAUCGACAAGGGCGUGCAUGCGGCAGGCGAAAUACGCGAGCAGGUGAUGCAGGCAGCGCGGAAGUUCGUCACUGGUCUGUGUGUCGCGACAUGGUCGAGUUUAUCAGUCGUACGUUGGUUGCACCCGGUGGAUUGUCGUUCUCUGAGCUCUCCCAAACUCAAGCUGAUACUGGUUGGUAGCAUAAACAAACUGUAAGUAAUCAUCUGUCGCGCACAGCGGCAAGCGACGUGUCGUGCUAUGACUAAUGGGACCCUGGCAAGAUAUUGUUUUAAAAAAAUAAUGCCAGAUCGAAAGUUGUUGCGUUAGUGCCCCUUUAAGUGCAGCGCCUAGUUUGAUAAGGUAUCCAUUUGAUUCGCUAAGCCGGGAAAUAUCUUCGCACUCACGCGCUGCAAAAUAUAUCAAUAUACUGAAGUGAAGAGACGGCCUCUACGCAGACUUCAAUAACAGCUUUCAUAUGCAGCCUAGGAUACAGAAUCAUGUGGCAUUUAAGGUUAUAUGUUAUGGGAAUAUUCCACAUUUGAUAGGUUUUAGACCAAUUGUAUGAGGUACAAGGAUGUCUUUCCUCGCAUUAAUGAAGCAGCUCUUUUCAGCAGCGUCACGUCACGAUGUAAAGAUGCGACCUUGACUGUGGAACUCGCGGCAUGUGUCUGUGCCAAUCGAUCUCUACUACAUCGUGCUGGGAUAUUUAUUAAACGUUUUUUUGCAAUAA
Molecule: messenger RNA, 1883 nt
Organism: Rhipicephalus microplus (southern cattle tick)
Lineage: Eukaryota; Metazoa; Arthropoda; Arachnida; Ixodida; Ixodidae
Source: RefSeq, a predicted model, not a curated record